Molecule: messenger RNA, 7076 nt
Organism: Columba livia (rock pigeon)
Lineage: Eukaryota; Metazoa; Chordata; Aves; Columbiformes; Columbidae
Gene: GGPS1
Product: geranylgeranyl diphosphate synthase 1
Exons: 3
Coding region: 1277-2017 (246 amino acids)
Biological process (GO): isoprenoid biosynthetic process
Molecular function (GO): prenyltransferase activity
Source: RefSeq, a predicted model, not a curated record
GGAUGAGGGUCAGCAGCCUGUACAGCAUCAGAAAUAACAAAAAGAGCAAGACUCUACAGGUUCAAGAACCUGAAACUUCCAGGUAUAUUGAAGGAGGGGCAGGAAGAGUCUGUGCAUAUCAGGUUGGGAAGUGGAUGGUCCCAUAGUGGUGAAGGCUUCUGGCACCAGGAGAAAUACUUCCAGUUUCUCAAGCAGGUGUGCCAUUGUAAAAUAGGUUCAGUGCACUGGAAGAAGACACAUGACUGGAAGCUCUGUAUACAGCAAAAUAUCAGAUCAGCACCCAGUGGCGGCGGCAGCAGCAGCACCUGACAGUAGUGUGGAGGCUGUAGCCUCCAGGGGACAGGCCUCCAUCUUAGCUGCUAUCUUAAGGAGCGUUGCUGCUUCUGAGUAUCUCUGAUCAGGGAUGUUAUGGAGGGGCUGCCAAGUGUGUUUCACCCUGGGGCUACUUAAUACUGCAGCUCUUCCACUCGAGUACUAAUGGAUAUAGCAAGGGGAUGUCUGGAGCUUAUCAGUCAUGAGUACAUGGCUUUUGGAAUGAGGGUCAUGGGCACAGGAAGCCAAAUGCCUUUUCUGCAUGAUCCUCUACCCCAUUCCCUGCACCCUCAAGAGGAACAGACAGAUCCUGCCUGUCAACAAAUAGUUGCACAGUUGAUAUUGAUAGCAGAGAUUUGGAUUUUAUGACCACGGGAUUCCUUCUGCAGAUCAAGGACUACUGGGAGGAGGUAACAUCCACCUACCCAAGUCAAGGUGAAAGUAUCUCACCCAACAGGAUGAGCAACCUGGAGAGAAGGGACAUGAACUAGAAAUUUCAAUAGAGGAAAAUGACUAUCCACAAUCAAGUAAGGAAAUAGUGAAGUUGCAAACAAAGAGUAUAGGCUGAUUUGGAAAAGAGACCCCUUGUAAUCACCAGGGCACAGCUGAAGGCAGCCCAUCCCAGGUGUAUGUGCUCAAACAUGGAAGCAGGAACAGGACAACAUGAUGGGGGAAGCUCUCACUUUUUCUGAGGAAUCUGCAGGAACAAGUGCCCCUGAAGUGCAUCUACACAAAUGCAUAUGGCAUAGGGAAUAAACAGGGGUUUGAGAUCUGCAUGCAGUUGCAGGGCUGCAGUUUCAUUGGCGUAUCUGAUGUGGGAUUGCUCACAGAGCUGGAAUGCUGCAGUGCAUGUUUAUGGGCUGCCUAGGAAGGGAAGCAAGUGAGAACCAAACUGUCACAGGCUUUUAAUCACUGGCUGAAUGUUCCAGAAGAUAAAAUACAGGUUAUCAUUGAAGUGACAGAGAUGUUGCACAAUGCAAGCCUACUUGUGGAUGAUAUUGAAGAUAACUCGAAGCUACGACGGGGCUUUCCAGUGGCACACAGUAUCUAUGGAAUUCCAUCUGUAAUCAACUGUGCUAAUUAUGUGUAUUUCCUUGGCUUAGAGAAGGUUUUAACCCUUGAUCAUCCAGAUGCUGUUAAAGUUUUUACCUGUCAACUUCUGGAACUCCAUAAAGGCCAAGGCUUGGAUAUUUACUGGAGGGAUACUUACACCUGUCCAACGGAAGCUGAAUAUAAAGCUAUGGUACUGCAAAAGACAGGUGGUCUCUUUGGAUUAGCUGUAGGCCUCAUGCAGCUGUUCUCAAAUUAUAAAAAAGACUUAAAGCCACUUCUUAACACACUUGGCCUCUUCUUCCAAAUAAGAGAUGACUAUGCCAACUUGCACUCCAAAGAAUAUAGUGAAAACAAGAGUUUUUGUGAAGACCUAACUGAGGGCAAGUUCUCAUUCCCAACCAUUCAUGCAAUUUGGUCAAGACCUGAAAGUACUCAGGUGCAAAACAUCUUACGUCAAAGAACAGAGAACAUAGAUAUCAAAAAAUACUGUGUACAUUACCUCGAAAAUGUGGGUUCCUUUGAGUACACUCGGAAUACCUUGAAAGAGCUUGAAUCUGAAGCCUAUAAACAAAUUGAAUCACUUGGGGGAAACCCCGAGCUUGUAGCACUGGUUGAACAACUGAGCAAAAUGUUCAAAGAAACUGAAAAUUAAAAACUUAAUUCCUGGGGUGUAUUGAAACUUUUUAAAAUGGGAAAACAAGCAGACUAUCUGAGAGGUGUGAUAAUCAGUCUUGCUUAAAGCUCUUCUAGCCACAUUACAGAAAUUGCUGUUAAAAACAAUUUGUCACUGAGUAUUAAAAUAUAUACCCUGUUAUCUAUACAAUCAUAACUGUAACUGCUUACAGAUGGCUUUGUUAAAACAGAUGUACUAGAACUGAAACAAGUUUUGAAUCUAAAUGUGAUAAUCAUUACAUAAUCAUAAUAUUAUUUCAGGCCAAAAUCUCAUAACUUUAACCAGGCUAGUGUAGAUUUCUGGCUGAAGUGGUGUUAAAUGAAAUGGGACUGACCUGACUGUAUUGUGCAUUUUCAAACAAUGCUCUAGUAAACCAAAAUGUACAAUCUUAAAUAACAAAAGAAGAUACUUGCAACCACAAUGCACAUAAAACUGUUGUGUGAUGUUUCAAAGUUAGACUUGGGAAGAUCAAAUGGAUCAGCAUACUAAGUUCUAAAGUGAAUAUCUUAUCCAGAUUGAGGAUAUUUUCAGGGUAAUGCAAAUUAUGAAAGAAUCUUAUUUGCAUAUAAACAGUCUGAAAAAGUAGCUUUAUAAAGAUUUCUAAAUACCUUAAAGAUUCCAUUGCAUCAGCAAAGCAUAAAUUUGCUCCUGAUUCAAGCUUUGCAGUGAAUAGUUUUGAUUGGCUGGUUUUAAAUUUUUACACUGUCAAUGAUUUUGUAGCCAGGGACUUAAAUCUAUGCAUUGGAGCUCAUAUGUGUAACUGUAAAUAACAACAUAGUAAGCUGCAACAGAAACAGAAUGGGAUUCACACCAGGUAACUUCAGGACACCAUAAUUGGUGCAGUUCUCUUUAAUCUCUGUUUAUAACUGAGGGAGGCUUCCAGGAGCUGUUUCAUAGUUCAUACUGCAUUCCUGUUCUGAGUUGCUAUCUGGAGGCAUGUUAUAGGUCUCUCCAAAGAGAAAUUAUGUAAUUUUUUGGUAAAACCAAGUACAGCAUCUUAUUCUACAAGCUAUAAUACCAUUUCAGUUUUGUUUAAAUAAUUGCUUAAAUAGUGCUUAAAAUUAUGUACACAAACAUACUGAAAUAGACCUGGAACUGAGUGCUAGAUUUGAGGAGGGAGUGCUCAUAUGUGACAUAACAUUCUGCUUUUCUAUUUAUAUAAACGUGUGUGUGUGUGUAAAUAUAUGUAAAGGUGAACAAAAUGUAAGCAGAGAUGGUGGUUUCUUCUUGGCUGGGCUCACUUCAAUCAGGUUCAGUUCCCUUAGUCUUCACAGCUACAUGAAGCUUUUCUUUGGUGUAGGGAGGUAAUGGUUUGGAUCAAAGGUAGGCAUGGUGCUAUCGGUGGUGUUAGCUCAAGCAUGACCUCAAAAUAAAUGGCCAGAGGUCCUGUGCUUUUGACAGCUGAAGGACAGUUUUAUGCAGGUGUUUAUUUACAGUGCCUGGAAAGCAAGGAGAGUCAUGACCUCAAUCCACUGAGCAAACUAACUGAAGAAGGUUGCUGUAAUGUCUUCUGUGGUCAGCCUUAAGAUUCUUCUGAAAGGGAUCAAGCAUGAAAGAAUUCAGGAUGACUGCUCUCAGUCAGACCUAGUUAUGGAUGAUAGCCUAUCCCUGUUAUCUACAUGCUGAGGAGGAGUCUUUGCUCUAUAACAAGGUAUGGAAUAAUAGCCUUUUUGCUGAAUGGACUUGGUUGCCAGGACUAAAUAGCUUGAGGUUAGUGAAAGGUGGAGUUUUUUUAAUGUUAAUGACAGUUAAUUGUAUUUUUUUAAUAACUUGCAGUGCUUAGUAAACCUGGGAAUUUUUAAUACUUUGUGAGAAAAUACUGUCUGAAGUACAAUGUUUAUUUUGUGCCACCUCUUCUUGGAAGUUGCUAAGCUCUGUUGCAGCUGGUGUUGAAGGGGAGAGCACUGGAAAAACUAUUGUCAGGAGAAUCUCCUAGUCCUACUGUGAAAUAUAUCCUUGUGCCUAUUAGGAUGUUGUAGCUAACAUAUACAAUGCAAAGUGCAGUCAGUGCCAUUUCAUGUCUACUCAGUUGCUGGAUGUAAACAGUUCCGUGUAAUCAAACUUUCAUGAUUAGGCAGCUCUUAUUAGGUAGCUCUUAUUUUUAUAGAAAACUUCUCUAUUAUCUGAGACUUCUGAUAUGUUGUCACUUCUUUGAUUCAUUCUAGCAACUCACUCCAAUAUUUAUUGUAAUACCAUAUCUUGUAGAAUAUGCCUUCAUUAACACAGGAGAAAGUACCUUGGAAGCUUUUCCACUGUAGGCCCCUUAAACCGCAGAUACGUAAGAAGGGAAAAGUGUCCCCAGGAAAGAAAGCUUGACCAACAAGAAACCAUGCAGGUCUGUCUUACUGUUCUGCCUUUCAAGGCUUUUGAUACCGGUAUUCAAAGCGUACCUUGAAGGUAUAUUUGAGAAGACCCAGAUGCAGAGUAUUAUUAUUCUUCACUUUGGUUAGGAUAAAAUGAGGUCUCUGGUUUUUCUUGAUGUAUGCAGGAGCUGGAAGAGGCUGGGAUCUUUUCCCCUUCAUCUGUUAAGCAGGUAGAGCAUAUUUAAGUAUUAAGCAUCAGCAGUGAUGAUGCUCUGUAGUCAAGGUACAUUUUAUAUUUUGUGCCGUAAGAUGAGACUGUGCAUCUUCCUCAGUAUUCUCAAAUAUUAACUCUGGUACAGGCUCCUGGAGUUAAGCCAUGUUAGGAAAAUCACUUCCUUAAAGCAGCAUGAGAAUUCUUGUCUGCAGAAUUAGUUUAGUUGUGUAAGUGCUACUCUGUUGCUAUGCCUCCCUCAACAUGGGGAGUAGGGUUUAUGCUUGAUCUUCACAAGAGAUGCAUUGCUGUGGAAUGGCAAUGUGGAAUUGCAAGUGGAAAUGUGUGUGGGAAAAUAAAGGGGAUGCUGGUUUAAUAUCAGUCCAUUUGAGCCAGAACUGUUCCCAUUAUUGUCUUCCUUCCAUUGCAAACAAGUCCUACUUUGAUCAGGGGGUUUAGCUCUUGCAUUGCAUAUAAAGAGGGAGGCAAAUACUCAUCAGUCUCCAGCUUUUCCCCCUAACCUUGAUCUGUUUUCUCAUUGUGUGCUUGCUUGGGUGUAAAUGAAUGUUGUCACCUGUCUUUGAGUGGCCAGUUAUUGGAUGGGUCCUCGUCUCUGCUUCUUCAAAGAUUGAUGUUAUCCCCAUCCAUUCUGGUAAAAACUGCAUCAUUUCGGGAUUUUCUGAAGGAGAUGGUUUGUCUUCCACCUCUCCCUUAGAGCUCAGGCUUUUCAGGUGCCCACUAAGUGCAGCUUUGUAUGUAUCAGCCAGUUGGUGAUACAGCCUAAAAAUGUUCAUGACAGUGGGAAGGUAGCUGUCAAUACUUCUUUAUGCCUCCAGCUUCAUGGUUGAUUUUGCUAACUAUGAAAUAUUGAAAUGCCUCCAUGUGAUAUGGAAAUUUCCUAUAUUAAUGGCUUCUUUCCCCAGUUACUGUUAAAAUGCUAACAUGGUAUAAAAACAUGGGAUUUGUCUGUUAUUUCUUUUUCACCUUAUAUAGAACUGGUUUGAACUCUAAUGUGUCUUUAGGAGUGAAUUGGGCCAGGCUUUUAUUCAUGUGCAAGAGCUAUAUAGGUGUCUAUUGCUCCUCUUUGAUCUGUCUUAAUCUUAUAAUUUUACAUUUCGGGUUUGAUAUUUACCAUAUUCUUUGUAUUAUUUGCUCGAUACUUUCAUUGUCAUUCUUGUAUUUUCUCAGCUAUAUUUCUGUUCUGCUACUAAUACUGUAGCACACACAAUACUAUCAAACUUGGUUUUGAUCCUGAACAAAAAAAAAAAUAUUUUGGGUCUGCUUUUGAAACAUUAAAUCUUGGCUCAUCAUAUGUCUUGAGAAAAGUAAUCCAAUAUUUUCUGUGAUCCUGAAAUGUCAAACUUUUUUCCAAUAAGCUAAACCCUGUAAUGUAUUUUAUAUUGCCAUAAAUUAUUUUUGUCCCAUUUAGCUUGAGCUCCUUUCCCUCUGCCUGCUGUCUCCUUUUAACACCUAGUUUGCUUUGGUGGUAAUGUUCACUAGGCCUUUCUGUGAAACAACUCGCUAGCCCUGGGGCAGAGGAGUUAAUAUUCAUUUGAGUUAAUGAAUUAUCCCACUCAGCAAGAGCCUGAUGAAUUUUGGAGCUGGCAAGUGGACAGAGGCAAGAACAGAGCCAGGGAAAGGGUUGAAGAGAAUAAGAAAACCCAUUUUAGGCUCCAGCGGCUGCCUCACUUUAUUUCACCUCAUUUUACAGCAUCUCCUUCACUUUGUUAGAAAAGGCUAAGAAUGCAGUUGGUUCACCUGAACGUCUUGUCUUGCUUUCCAAAUGGAAUGUAAGAGAUAUUAAAGUUAAUUAUUUAUUUUGAUAGUUAUUUAUGUAACUUGAAUAUAUCAUCUUAAGGUUUUGAUUAAAGGUGAAGAUUGUUUCAUUACUGUAUUUUUCUUUAACAAUUUUUCUAUUCUUGAAGCCAGGGAAACAUAAUCUGCCAUGUGCCUACUUGGCUUAAUUGCUACCUCACAUUAAACAUCCUUCCUGAAUAACUUUUAGUGUAGCUGAGAACCUGAGUUCACCAUUUCUGCAGCAUUAUUUUUAAUUACUUUAGAAGGUACCUUUGUGAGUGGCUAGGAACAAUACAUGAUUCAUUAAUUCAUUUUCAAGCAUAUUAUCUGCAAACGUUAUAGUGAAGAUGCAGGUUAAACCACAUGAAUCCUGAUAGUGUUCCUCAUCUGUAUGCCCUAUUAUGGAACAAAUAAGUUCUCGCUUAACUCACUGGAAAGGUAAUUUACCAAGCAUCUGUUUACUACAGCAUUGAACCCAAUCUCUUGUAUUUUACACCAACCAAAAUGAAUGUUCACUAAAUUCUGAAGUUAAAUAAUUUUUCAUUUAGGUGUUCAUAAAAUGUAGAAGUUGCAAUUCUAGGUAAUGAGGUGAAAAUGUUAAGUUCCUCUACUUUUUCUUAUUAGCAUUGGGACUGUCCUGUUUCUUGUCAAGUACAUUGCAUAAACUAUAGCUGUUUGAUUACAGUGCUAAAGCAGAAGAAACAAUAAAUAAAUAGAAUGAACUAAA